GAGGAGGUUUGUCCCUCACGGGCCGCCGUGUCCUGGUGCGCUCCGCUGCCGCGCUCGCUGCUUGCUCGUCUCGUCCGCCGCCGGCCCGGCCCGGCCGCUGCCCCGCCAUGAGCGACAAGGGCGAGCUGGACCUCACCGGGGCCAAGCAGAACACGGGCAUGUGGCUGGUGAAGGUCCCCAAAUACUUGUCACAACAAUGGAGUAAAGCUUCAGGAAGAGGUGAAGUGGGAAAACUAAGAAUUGUCAAAAAUCAAGGAAGAACAGAGGUGUCAUUUACAUUGAAUGAAGAGCUUGCAAGCAUCAAUGAUAUUGGAGGAAAGCCUGCUUCAGUCAGUGCACCCAGGGAACAUCCAUUUCUUCUGCAAAGUGUGGGAGGACAGACCUUAACAGUGUUCACAGAAACUUCAGUAGAAAACCAAUCAGAAGAAAAAUCAGAGAGUGGCAGUGCUGAUAAACUUGCCCUGGAAGGAAUAGUGGUGCAACGUGCUGAAUGCAGACCUGCAGCUAGUGAAAAUUAUAUGAAGCUGAAAAGAUUACAGAUAGAAGAAUCUUCUAAACCUGUGAGGUUAUCACAGCAGCUGGACAAAGCUGUAACCACAAACUAUAAACCAGUGGCUAAUCAUCAGUAUAAUAUUGAAUAUGAGAAGAAGAAGAAAGAAGAUGGAAAACGAGCUCGAGCUGAUAAACAACAAGUGUUGGACAUGCUUUUUUCAGCCUUUGAGAAACAUCAGUAUUACAAUAUUAAAGACCUGGUGGACAUAACCAAACAGCCAGUGAUAUACCUGAAAGAAAUUUUGAGAGAAAUAGGCAUCUACAAUGUGAAGGGGACCCACAAAAACACGUGGGAGCUGAAGCCGGAAUACAGACAUUACCAAGGAGAGGAAAAGAGUGAUUAACAAAAACAUUUAUGAUGUAAGAGAGAUUGCACUGAGGAAGCUGUGGUGUUUACAGGCAGGACUGAGCACAGUGCAAUUCUGCAAGGCUAAAUUAAAACAGCUGAUACUUUGUAAUUUUCUGUAGCCUUUUUUCCCCAAGGAAUAUUUCUUGUAUGUUUCUAUAUAUGCUUUGUCUUUUGACAGGAAAAGUUUAUAGAUUAAACUUGUAUUAGAUGUAUCUUUAUUAGAAAUCUUUUGAAUUCUCCUCUUACUUUUUCUUGGUAGCUUUGUAGCUUUUCCAAGCCUCGGUAACUUUGAUGAAAAUGUGUCUCAGAGGAACCCAUAACUUUGUGGGUUUGCAUUCCAAUGUAAGCAGGUUAAUACCCUUGGUUCUCCUGGGGUCUGUCAGGGCUCCACCUGGAAGCCUGCAAAUGUGCAUAACCCUUUGUGCAGUGUUUGUGUGGAAUGGACAUGAUGCUCCUCUUGGUAUCAGGCUUUGGGGAAAAACAGUCAUAACCAUGGUGCUCAUCACAAUCCUUAGACUCCCUGGGAACAAACCGAUGCAGUUAAAAACCCAUAAAAUCUGUGGGAAGAAGUCAGUCCCCUCCAUGUGAUUACUGAGAAAAAAAAUGAAACAGAAAUGUCUGUAAGGUACAGCAAGGAAUAGUUUUAUCUUUUGUUUGAUUAUUAUGCUGAUACCAUAAUGUUUAAGUAUAUCAAUAAAAAUAUUAUUUUAAUUUGUACCACACAAUCUUCUACGUUAUUGACUGAACACGUGAUUUAGGUGGCAUAAGCCUGAAGUUUUUUUUCCAAGCAUGUUUUUAUUGCUGGCUUUGUCACUGUGUUCCUCUGUGGUUUGGGAAAAAUUGCUAGAUGUGUCUGUGUCUGUCUCUGUUCCCCUGUUUUUGAAAUGCACACUGCAAGGGUUGUCCCUUCAACAUCCGUUUUAGGAGGGAGCAGGGAGGGGACUAUUUAAUUAUAUUCUCAAAGGUUUUACGUUAAAGAGCAAAGAACACAGAGUGGGAUAACCUCAUUGUUAUAUCUGUAAAUGAAGGUGAAGGUGAGGUUUGAUAGCUCAGCUUUUACAUUCUUUCAUGUCCUUCAGGUGUAUGCAUCAUUUCGCUCACAGGGAAUGACAGAGGGAAGGAGACAUUCCAUUAUUGGUGCACUUGGAAGCAAUGAAAGGCUCAGGGAGUGAUCAAAUGCUUUCAGAGGUUUGUAAAACAACUCUUAUACCUAAGUGACACCAUUUUGCUCAAUUUUUUUCUAGAGCUGUUUGUGUAGGUAUCUCUCCACAGCUACACUUCAGGCUGGUGCUCAGUGUCCUGUGGCAUUAAAUGCCCAGUUCCCAGAAGAGAGACUGCUGAGAGUUUUGAAGAGCAGAUCACAUUCCAGGGGGGUGUGUGCUUUCAUAAAUACUGCCACUGACUUGUGUCUCCUUGGGCUCUACAGCAGGACCCAGCUUGCAGAUGGCUACAGGAGCCAUCUGAGGAUGCCGAGAGGAACACAGGAAGUCAGCCUUUGUGUCUUGCUGUGGAACAUGAUGUGAUCUCUGGCAGUAGCCAGGGCCUGCUCACACUGCUGUCCUCAUCAUACUGCUCAAGUCCUCUGUGGAUUUGUGUUCAGGGAUGCGUAGGAUGAGAGCUCCUGCCUUUCGUGAGCUGGGCUCCUUGGUGGGAUCCGUGUCCCGUUUCAGAAACUGAAGCACCCAGGAAGUCUAGGUCAGCUUCUCCCUUGUGUUGCUCCUUGCAACCAUGCAGGGGGAUGCCAUGCAAUCCUGAUUAAGCAGUAAUUAAGUAGUAAGUGUAAUUCAGGUAAAAAUGACUGUGCCAUUUCAGAGGGCAAUGGUUACCUUGAGUGAGAUCCCCAGCAGGAUUUAGUUUAGCAGGAAAGCUUUAGAUAUGCUUAUAUUUCUGGUUUUAUGUGAGCUGCUUCACAGUUUGUCUUCGGUUGAGAGGGACACAGCAUGAAAUGCCUGAGCAUGUAACUAAAGGAGGAAUUUCAUUGAUCUGCAGUGCCUUUGGACAGGAUAAAUAAGCUCUGCUAAGAAACAAUGGAAAAUGUGCAGAGCACUCUAUUUUUCAUGGGGUUUACGGUUUUUGCAAAGGGCUGAUUCUUUUAUGGGUGUCAUUAAAAACAUGUAGUGUUAGAAGUAAACAGAAAAAAGAAGCAGUGAGUAUUCAACCUGCAAGCAACCAGGAAGUUUGAGGAAUGCCAAGGUGUACUGGUUUGCUUGCAGCCUUCUGUGGAGUAGCACCAGUUAUACUGAGGAGCAGGACGGUGCUCAAAAAUGGACUUAGGAAAUGUUGUAUCAGAGUAAACGAAGGGAAGAUAACCAGCAGAGUCUAGAAGCCAGGCAUCUUGUGAACUGUUUUUUUUUACCUGCUUCCUGUAUGAUUUUGGAGUUUCUGUAGCAUGUUAGGUGCAAUUGGAAUUUUAACCUCAAAAGCUGUCACAAAAUCCAAGUGGCAUGAGAGAAGGGAACAAUAAGCACACAGAGGUGCUGAUCGAGACCAUGAAAGAUGCUCUCCCAUGCUGGCAGCAGAACCUGUGUCAUGCAUUCAAGGGCUCUGCUGGCUCUUGCCUGGUGGGAGCACAUGAUAAAGGUGGAGUUUUUAAAUGCCCUUGGCAGGUCAUCAUCCAGCCUCCAGCUCAGCUAUGAGAUCUUGCAAUAUAAACCAUCAUAGAGACAGAAGCAUCAAGAUAAAGAUGCUGCUAUGGGUCCCAUAUUCUACCUUCUACAGUAACCCAGGGCACUGCAGGACUAGUCUAAAUUCAUACAAGGCUGGGAUAGUGAUUGAGAAUUUGGUACAGCCUCGUUUGGAUCCAUCCCUUAAUAAGCAGAAAGACCUCUCCUGCUCCACUGUGCUGGUUCUGCACGUGGCCCUUACACAAGUGCUGUUGGCAGGAUUUCCAUCUGCCAGAAGAGAGGAGGCUCAGAGGUGCUCAGGUCUGAUUCCCUGGCCCCCACUUUUGGAUUAAUUUAAACUCUGGACUCGCAGCAGUGAUGAACAAUUCUCUGCUGGUCUUCCCAAGUGUUGCUGUCUCCACUCGAUGCUGAGCUUUGCUCAUGCAGAUGUUCUUGAAUAUUAAUGGUCAAAAUGCUGCCAGGCGAGCAGGUCCCACAGGCAUGAGCAGAAGUUUCUGUGUGCUAAAUGCCACUAAAUGAGAUAAAAGCACAUCCACUCUCCAGAACUGCUUGUCCAGAAUUACCAGUUUGAAUCAUUGGAAAUUUCAUGCUUGGUAAGCUCAGGCAGUACCAGCAGGGACCUGAGCAGACAUGAGGUGACAGCCACCCCUUUAGAGAUCCCCUGCUCCCUCAACCCCCCCCUUCUCUUUCUC
This is a messenger RNA of Poecile atricapillus (Black-capped chickadee), 4217 nucleotides long. It is a transcript of the gene GTF2F2, whose product is annotated as general transcription factor IIF subunit 2. Bases 108 to 896 code for a protein of 262 amino acids. Gene Ontology annotation, biological process: transcription by RNA polymerase II; transcription initiation at RNA polymerase II promoter. Lineage: Eukaryota; Metazoa; Chordata; Aves; Passeriformes; Paridae. The record is from RefSeq and is a predicted model, not a curated record. The transcript is spliced from 9 exons. Gene Ontology annotation, cellular component: transcription factor TFIIF complex.